ACUCGCUCCCGUAAGCAAAAACCCAACAAGUUAUCAUAUCGUAUAAUGUGCGAUAGCCUCAAGAGCGAUUACCAACUGUGCGAAGAGCUUGGCCGUGGUAGAUUCGGCGUGGUCUACCGCUGCUUCUCUCCAUUUUUCGGCGAAUCCUUUGCCUGCAAAUCCAUACACAAGAAUUCCCUUUCCGACGACCCCAUCGACCGUCAGUGCCUAGACAAGGAGCCCAAGAUUCUUCAGCUCCUUUCUGGCUGUCCCAAUAUCCUUCAGCUGUACAAGAUCUAUGAAGAUGAUGAUUAUCUGCAUAUGGUGACGGAUUUGUGCGACGGAGGUGAUUUGUACGACCGGGUUUCGUUGGGAACGCCGUUUACUGAACAGGAUGCGGCGGCGGUUUUGAAGCAGUUGAUGGUUGCUAUUAGUUGUUGUCAUCGAUUGGGGAUUUCCCAUAGAGACAUCAAGCCGGAUAAUAUCUUGUUUGAUUCUGCCGGCCGAUUGAAGCUAGCGGAUUUUGGAUCCGCUGAGUGGUUUGGAGUUUCUGAGGAGGGGCUCAUGACGGGAGUGGUGGGGACGCCGUACUACGUGGCGCCGGAGGUGCUGAUGGGUAGAGAGUACAAUGAGAAGGUGGAUGUAUGGAGUGCUGGAGUGAUUUUGUACAUCAUGCUUAGUGGGGUGCCGCCAUUCUAUGGGGAGGGGCCUGCCGAGACUUUCGAGGCGGUUUUGAGGGGGAAUUUGAGGUUUCCGUCUAGGAUUUUCCGGUCGAUUUCGCCGGAGGCCAAGGAUCUGUUGAGGAAAAUGAUUUGCCGGGAUGUUUCCCGGCGACUGUCUGCCGACCAAGUCCUGAGGCAUCCAUGGAUCAUUAAUGGAGGAGAUAUCAGAUCAGUGUCUGAUCAGACCUGAAACACAAUGACAAUUUCAAAUAGCUGCUGGUGUACAGACUCUAUCCCAUGAAGGAUUAAAUGGAAAAAGAAGAAGAAUGUUCGAGAUGCAGUACGGACUUUAAGAUUGUCAAUAUUGUCAAGUAUUGUAGAGUUGAUCCUACUAAAGGAGUAGCCAUCGGGGUCGAAGGCUAUCCCCUUAUGCUUUUUCCCUUAUUGUUGUGUAAGAGAAGCCGAGGCCAUCCCUUUUUCCUUUUGGGUGCUUACCUUCUCUCGUAGAAGAAGAAGAAGAAGAAGAAGAAGAAGAGAUUGUAUAUAUAUGCGUGAAUGAUAAAUAAAUAAGUGCAGUUAUGUGAAUGAGAAGGUUGAAAAUCCCCUCUAUUUUUCAUGCCUUUUUCUGGGUUUUGGAAUCCCCAGGUUCCGGGGGCUCUAUUGUAAGAAUCAUGUACUUUGCGCUUGAAGUUGAAGUUUCUCACUUUUCAAGUUUUUGAUUGAAA
Olea europaea var. sylvestris is the source of this 1366-nucleotide messenger RNA. RefSeq names its product phosphoenolpyruvate carboxylase kinase 2-like. Bases 46 to 891 code for a protein of 281 amino acids. Gene Ontology annotation, molecular function: calcium/calmodulin-dependent protein kinase activity; calmodulin binding; ATP binding. The record is from RefSeq and is a predicted model, not a curated record. Gene Ontology annotation, cellular component: nucleus; cytoplasm. NCBI's taxonomy places the organism in Eukaryota, Viridiplantae, Streptophyta, Magnoliopsida, Lamiales, Oleaceae. The transcript has 2 exons. Gene Ontology annotation, biological process: peptidyl-serine phosphorylation; protein autophosphorylation; intracellular signal transduction.